Castor canadensis (American beaver) is the source of this 1347-nucleotide messenger RNA. RefSeq names its product ring finger protein 208 (gene Rnf208). Gene Ontology annotation, biological process: protein ubiquitination. Gene Ontology annotation, molecular function: ubiquitin protein ligase activity. NCBI's taxonomy places the organism in Eukaryota, Metazoa, Chordata, Mammalia, Rodentia, Castoridae. The record is from RefSeq and is a predicted model, not a curated record.
CCCGGGACUGCUGACCUCGGCUGCAGGGAGGGCCCCCUCCACGCCCCCUUGCCAGCUUCAGCAGACAGAGACCCUGGGUGAACCCCUGGGCCAGACCUCCAGCCCAGGGCAGCUUCCCACACGCCCUUGCCCACGCCUGCCUCCCCCCCCUCCGCCCCUUCCUCCUCCUCCCAGGACUAGACCAGAGAAGCCACUGUGGCCACUGGGGGGGACCCUGCCCCCCCAACUGGCACCGCCGCCCCUAGCAGUCCACGGGGCGGCCGGGGUCCCCACCGGGCCUGGCAGGACCGGGAUGCUGGCCCCUCUCUUCCUCCCCGGCCCCACCCAACACCCCCACCUGCAAGAACGUCCAGUUUGACUGGAGACAGCCGGAUGCCAGCUGACCCUGGGCCCGAGGUGGGCAGUGGCUGGCCGGGCCUCCUCAUGUCCUGCCUGAAGGGCCCCCAUGUCAUCCUCAAGAUGGAGGCCAUGAAGAUUGUCCACCCUGAAAAGUUCCCUGAGCUCCAGGCAGCUGCCCCCUGCUUCCCACCUGCACCCCGGCCCACCCCCACUCUGGCACCCAAGCGUGCCUGGCCAUCAGAUACAGAAAUCAUUGUCAACCAGGCAUGUGGGGGGGACAUGCCAACCUCGGAAGGGACGCCCCACACCCCACCCUUGCCACGGCGGCCACGCAAGGGCAGCUCGGAACUGGGCUUCCCCCGGGUGGUGCCGGCAGACGAGGUCAUUGUGAAUCAGUAUGUGAUUCGGCCUGGCCCGGCAGCCUCUGCACCUUCUUCGUCAGGGGUGGUGGUGGCAGGUGAGCCCCUGGAGUGUCCCACUUGCGGGCACACAUACAACGUCACCCAGCGGCGACCCCGUGUGCUGUCUUGCCUGCAUUCCGUGUGUGAGCAGUGCCUGCAGAUUCUCUACGAGUCUUGCCCCAAGUACAAGUUCAUCUCCUGUCCCACCUGCCGCCGUGAGACUGUACUCUUCACUGACUAUGGCCUGGCUGCACUGGCUGUCAACACAUCCAUCUUGAGCCGUCUGCCACCUGAGGCGCUGACUGCCCCAUCCGGUGGCCAGUGGGGGGGUGAACCUGAGGGCAGCUGCUACCAGACCUUCCGGCAGUACUGUGGGGCCGCAUGCACCUGCCAUGUGCGGAACCCACUGUCUGCCUGUUCCAUCAUGUAGUGUCCACCUGCCCACUGCUGCCUGCUGGUCCUCGCUCGCUGCUUCUUCAGGGACCCAGCCCUGCCCUGUUGCCCACUGACCCUUCCUCGCCCACUGUGGCUUCUGGCUCUACCCCACGUGGCACUGUCGCUGCAACCAACUCUGCCAUUAAAACUCUUUGCCAAAGUUUUCACCUGU